Molecule: messenger RNA, 2386 nt
Organism: Eremomyces bilateralis CBS 781.70
Lineage: Eukaryota; Fungi; Ascomycota; Dothideomycetes; Eremomycetales; Eremomycetaceae
Product: putative acyl-CoA dehydrogenase
Exons: 2
Coding region: 347-1987 (546 amino acids)
Molecular function (GO): flavin adenine dinucleotide binding; acyl-CoA dehydrogenase activity
Source: RefSeq, a predicted model, not a curated record
AUCACAUGUCAGAUAUCCUUCCUCUAAUCCAGUCGCUGGCUGUCCAUUGAUCAGGAUACACCAGAGCUACUUGGUUAGAUACUUGGAUACUGAAUCCACGAAUAGCUAGACUCUCCGCUUCACACGCCAAGUUCCGGGGAAAGUCUACAUCGCGUCACGGUCUUACCUGAACCUUCAACGCAGAUAAAUGUUCUGCAUUAGAUUUUGACAUGUGAAAGGCCUUCAUGUCAUAUACCCUCUUCUGUCCACCUACAUACUGUAAGAAUCUGUACCGCUAAUCCAUCCUUUCUCUUUGGUUCUUCUCUUACUUCGCUUCCUUUUCACUCCUUGAUAUCCAACUCCGACCAUGUCACAACGAUUCUCUGAGGCCGACGUGGCCACACACAACAAGUCCGAUAGCUUGUACAUCGUCGUCGACCAAGACGUCUAUGACCUGACCACUUUCCAGAACGAGCAUCCCGGUGGAAAGAAGAUCUUGCAAAGAGUCGCCGGCAAAGAUGCCUCAAAGCAGUUCUGGAAAUACCACAAUGAGGGCAUCCUCAAGAAAUUCAAGCCGAAAUUGAUGGUGGGAUCGUUGGACAGCAAACCCGCACCGGAGGGCGCCGCACCAACCCCCGAGCCCGCCGCCGUGUCCGCCAAACCGGCCGAGCCCCUCCGCAAGAAGCCCAAGUCCGACGACGAGGAAGAUCCGGAGCCGAUGGACAUGUACGGCGACCUGGUUCCCUACGCCGACCCCAACUGGUACCAAUCCUACCACUCCCCAUACGUAAAUGAGACGCACGCAGCGUUGCGCGCCGAGGUGCGCGAAUGGGUCGAGGAGAAGAUCAUGCCUAACGUGACCGAAUGGGACGAGGCCAAGGAGGUCCCCCACGCGAUCUACAAGGAGAUGGGGACCCGCGGAUACCUCGCGGGGCUCAUGGGCGCCAUGUACCCGCGCGAUCUCGUCCAGAACACCAUCAAGUCGGUCCAUCCAGACGACUGGGACUUUUUCCACGAGAUGAUCAUCACCGACGAGCUGUCCCGCGCCGGCUCCGGCGGCCUGGUGUGGAACCUGAUCGGCGGGUUCGGCAUCGGCUGCCCGCCCGUCCUCAAAUACGGCCAGAAAGCGCUCGUCGACCGCAUCAUGCCGGGCAUCUUGAACGGCGACAAGCGCAUCUGCCUCGCCAUCACCGAGCCAGACGGUGGGUCGGACGUCGCCGGCCUGAACUGCGAGGCGAAGCUGAGCGAGGACGGGAAACACUACAUUGUCAACGGCGAGAAGAAGUGGAUCACCAACGGCAUCUGGUCCGACUACUUCACCACCGCGGUCCGCACGGGCAAGCCCGGCAUGAACGGCGUGUCGGUCCUGCUGAUCGAGCGAUCCGCCGGCGGUGUGUCGACGCGCAAGAUGGACUGCCAGGGUGUCUGGAGCAGCGGGACCACCUACAUCACCUUCGAAGACGUCAAGGUGCCCGUCGAGAACCUCAUCGGCAAGGAGAACCAGGGCUUCCGCGUCAUCAUGACCAACUUCAACCACGAGCGCAUGGGCAUCAUCAUCCAGUGCGUGCGCUUCUCGCGCGUCUGCUACGAGGAGUCGAUGAAGUACGCCCACAAGCGGAAGACCUUCGGCAAGAAGCUCAUCGAGCACCCAGUCAUCCGGCUCAAGCUCGCGCACAUGGCGCGCCAGAUCGAAGCCACCUACGCCUGGCUGGAGAACCUGACGUUCCAGUGCCAGCGGAUGGACGAGACGGAGGCCAUGCUAAAGCUCGGGGGCGCCAUCGCGAGCCUGAAGGCGCAGAGCACUACGACGUUUGAGUUCUGCGCCCGGGAGGCGAGCCAGAUUUUCGGGGGGUUGAGCUACAGCCGCGGCGGCCAGGGCGGCAAGGUCGAGCGGUUGUAUCGGGAUGUAAGGGCGUAUGCGAUCCCGGGCGGCAGCGAGGAGAUCAUGUUGGACCUGAGCAUCCGGCAGGCGUUGAAGGUGCAUCAGGCACUGGGGAUGAAAUUAUAGAUAGUGACGAGGGAUGAGCAUUCUGCAUUCUACAUGUUGUAUUUCUAGCCGGAAUAGAUGGGGAGGGUGCAUCAGGAGAUGCUGCGAUGCAUGGUUUGCCUACGUUCAUGUAUUCAUACGGGACCACAAUUAGACACGCAUUACUUCAGUUGAAACGUCGGAUCACUUGGUAUUUUGUUAAAUCACGGUCGACUCGGCCAGUGUCGGACUGAAGGGAUAGGAAGGAGACGAUCAAUCGCCGUCAACCGCUAAACUUCAGCAUUAUAAAACGCACAGAUGGUCGCUCCAGAUCGAAACCUAAGCAGGAUACAUUGCUCUCCAUAAUCCAGUACAACCACUAAGUGUUCCCCGAUUCCUAAUCCUCGGGUCAAAUCCAGCCCAUUGAAUUAUCAUCUCCCC